GUCCCCACCAGUGGCAUUGCCGAACUCACCACGAUAUCAUUCCUUCCACUCCUUUUCAGUAUUUACAAAUUUCACUUUUUUGAUAAAAUUAUCAGUUGCUUCCCGAGGGUGACAACGCUGACACUGCCAGCAGUGUAAUUAUUUCGUCAUUAAAGUCCUGAAAUCGCGAUGGCAGGUCCCGUGGUGAUAGCUGCUAAAGCCCGGCACACCGCAACAUUGAUAUUCCUUCAUGGCCUCGGUGACACUGGGCAUGGAUGGGCCAGCACUAUGGAUUCGGUUCGCACGCCAUACAUGAAAGUCAUUUGCCCCACUGCACCUACCAUGCCUGUUACCCUGAAUGCUGGAUUCCGAAUGCCGUCUUGGUUUGACCUUCGAUCCCUGGACGCCACAGGUCCCGAGGACGAGGAAGGAAUAAGGAGAGCGGCUGAAGCAGUCCACGCAAUGAUCGAAGAGGAAGUUACUGCUGGCAUUCCAUCAAACCAAAUCGUCAUCGGUGGAUUCAGUCAGGGUGGUGCACUAGCCCUGUACAGUGCCCUCACAUACUCCAAGCCACUAGCAGGAGUGGUGGCUCUGUCUGCCUGGCUUCCUCUCCACCAACAAUUCCCAGCUAUUGCAGUGGGAAAUAAAGAUACUCCGGUGCUCCAGUGUCACGGAGAUUGCGAUCCUAUUGUGCCAUACAAGUGGGGACAGAUGACAGCCUCUCUUCUCAAGCAAUUCAUGGGACACACGGAGUUCAAGACGUACAGGGGAAUGAUGCAUGGCUCCUCUGACGAGGAAAUGCGCGAUAUGAAGGCAUUCAUCGAGAAACACAUCAAACCAUAAUGUACAUGAAUAUAUUUGUACCAAGUACCUAUUGAACAUCAGCUGUAAUUAUCUUUAGACAUAAAUAAUGGCAGUCAGCUAAACCAACAGCAAUGAAAAAACAAUAAUAAUAAAUAUAGCGAUAAUGAUGAAUUAGUACUGGGGAGUUGAUGAAUGAAACCUGAAGAUUACGAGUAAAUUUGGUGGAAAUACCGUGAGAAUAGAGUAAACCCAAGGAGAUGGAAUUAUCUGCGCAGGUAAAUUUAAAUUGUGAUUCUAGGUGACUAAAAAUAUUGUACAAUCAAUAUAAAUCGCAUGAGAAUGCGAUGUACGAAUGAUUAUUUAUAUGUAUAUAUCAUUUUGCGGUCGUUUGCCUCGAAAUACUCGACAUUUCAAUGCUUUUAUCCUAGUGGAUCUCUAGAUUAAAGUAAUUUACAGAGGAUUCAACGGCGUAAUUAGUCGCAUACUGUCUACGAUAAUACGAAAAUUGAAACAUAUUUUAAUUAUCUACACUUCGGCUUCCUACGAAUAUAGAAUACAGCUGUCGAUUAAAUUAUUCAUUUCAUCGAAGUCUUCGAUAUUUCCGGAAUGAGAUUUAUAUUUUUCUCAUUAUAAUUGAAUUUUCUCUUGUACAUUUUUAGAUAAGUGAUAAUCACGAAGAGAAAUAAAUAAAACAGAUAGUCUGAUAAUUAUUUAUGAUGUAUCUUUGUAUUUACCGUGAAUACUCGAUUGUCUUUGAGACGAUUUAAAUAAUGAAAGCCAUGUGUACUGGGUUUAACAGUGAGGAACUUGGUGAUGUUAAUAAUAUGUCAAAUGGAGAAUAAAAAAAUUCAGACU
Diachasma alloeum is the source of this 1638-nucleotide messenger RNA. RefSeq names its product acyl-protein thioesterase 1 (gene Apt1). The transcript has 7 exons. Gene Ontology annotation, biological process: protein depalmitoylation. Gene Ontology annotation, cellular component: cytoplasm. NCBI's taxonomy places the organism in Eukaryota, Metazoa, Arthropoda, Insecta, Hymenoptera, Braconidae. The coding region runs from base 169 to 822 and encodes 217 amino acids. Gene Ontology annotation, molecular function: palmitoyl-(protein) hydrolase activity; carboxylic ester hydrolase activity. The record is from RefSeq and is a predicted model, not a curated record.